Molecule: messenger RNA, 2208 nt
Organism: Drosophila mauritiana
Lineage: Eukaryota; Metazoa; Arthropoda; Insecta; Diptera; Drosophilidae
Gene: MCU
Product: calcium uniporter protein, mitochondrial
Exons: 9
Coding region: 886-2208 (440 amino acids)
Biological process (GO): calcium import into the mitochondrion; mitochondrial calcium ion homeostasis
Cellular component (GO): uniplex complex; mitochondrial inner membrane
Molecular function (GO): uniporter activity; calcium channel activity
Source: RefSeq, a predicted model, not a curated record
CGUCGGAUUCAAAUCGAAACCGCAAGCUAUAAGUUUAAAUAUCAACUAGAUAAGCUAUAGAACGAUAAAAGUAGCACGUGCUAACAGGUACUCCGCCGAAAACGGCAGUUGCAAAAAGAGUUAAUUAUUAAUAAUAAUAUCGCGUGUUCCCACAGCCGGCUUUAAAUAAAAAGUCGUGGGCGAAGAGAGUGCAAAGAGAGCGAAAGAGAGAGUGCCGUGCGGAGAAAGGUCCACUAAAACGGCGUGUUCUUAAUAAUUAAAUUCCCAGAAUAUAUAUCUUUCCACAUAUGUAUAUAUAAUUCUAUUCCGAGUGCUAAUCGCUGGGUUUUUUGCCCUAUGUGCCGCGCAUGAAAAGUUAAAGAAGAUUCGCUUGGUAAAACCGGUAAUUCUCUUCGCCCCCUUCUCUCAGAAAAUUCUCCGGUUCUCCUUUUUGGCGCCCGUUCUUGGUUGUUUUUGUUGUUGCUUGCGGCUUGUUGCAUUUUCCCUGUCACAACUUAUAGACUUUGCUUAAAUAGUCAAAAUUUAACGUAAUCAUAUGAAAAUGUUAGUUGAAAGUGAAAUUCGUAUUGGUCGGUUUUGUUUAUUUAUCGUGGGAGCUAUCUAUUCGAGCCUAUCGGAAUAUUCUAACGGUGCCUUUGAAAUCAACGACGAUGAAAGAGGCUUCGCUGAAGUUUCCGGUUCGAAUAAAUAAUACCCGUUUCGCACAUUGUCGUUUAAAAUUGGAUUUUGGCUGAAAGUUGAGCGCCGAAUUGCAACAUUACUCAUUAUUUACCCCCCAUAACCGGUGUUAUCGUGAUUUACAAUAAAAAUAAAGAGGAGUAAUCAGUGCUGUGGUGUAGUGUUCAAUCCAGCCGUACAACCAGUUCCUGUUAAGCGAGCCGCAUCAUGUCCAGAAAUAGGGCUGCCAUGGUCAGCGCCUUUCGGCUCUUCCUGCGACCAGCGACCACCACCCAUAGAAGUCUCGCCCUGCGUUUGGCCCCCGGCACCACCUUCGCCCUGCACUUACGGCCAUGUCAUGAGCUCCAGCAGCACAGAAGCUUCGCAUCCACGACGGAGGAUGGCGAAACGGACAAGCAUAAAAAACCGACGACGGGAGAUAUCACGCGACUCACUUUGGCCGAGCUGAGGACGCGGCUAAAAGCCCUCGGACUGAGUGCAGCGGGCCGAAAACAAGUCCUAGUCGAACGGCUAACAAGAUCUACUACCUGCAGUGCCACAACGUUGCCAAGAACAACAGGUUCCAAUUUGUCGCCGGAGGUGUUCAUUGGGGAGCUCGUAAAUAAUUCCAACACGACCUCUGCCCCCAAAAACACUGUUCAACAAAAUGAAGACAUCUAUGUGGAAUACGUGAAUGGCAUGCCACACAUGACUGUACGACUUCCCAGUCGCAAUGAACUCUGCCAGUUUGCCCUGAAACCCAUCUCCCACAACGUUGGAGAUCUGUUAGCCAUGCUCAGGGCUGAGGAUCGGGGCAUCGAUCGAGCUGCGGUGAUCAACAAGCAUGGUGUGCGAAUCGCGUCAUCCUGCACCAUCGAAAGCUUGCUGGAUGACUCGUUUAGCAUACAAAUCAACAAUCGCACAUUGGAUGUGAAUCCUCCCAAGCGCGACAAGGUCACAUUGGAGUCUAUGGACAAAGUGGGUGAUGUUCGCAAGGUUAUUGCUCAGCUCUACGAGGCAUUCAACGUCGGAGAAUAUCAGCUGGAGAAGAGCAAUCAACUGGCCAAAGAGCUGGAGACCCUACGCUAUGAACUAGAACCACUGGAAGAGAAAAAACUGGAACUCAGCAAAAAAGCUGCCCGUCGCACCAACUUUAUGACUUGGAUGGGUCUGGGCCUGAUGUCGGUACAAUUUGGCAUCUUGGCACGCCUGACUUGGUGGGAAUACUCUUGGGAUAUUAUGGAGCCCGUUACAUAUUUUGUUACUUACGGGACGACAAUGGCAAUGUAUGCCUACUAUUGUGUCACCAAGAGGGAAUAUAUGAUGGAGGAUGUGAAGAAUCGCGAAUUCUCACUUUCCCUUUAUAGGAACGCCAAAAAGGUUCAGUUCGAUGUGGAGCACUACAACGAACUGAAGCGAAAGUCGGCGGAGUUGGAGUACAAUCUCAGAAGGAUCAACGACCCGCUCAACAUGCAAUUGCCAUCGCAUUUGGUUCGGACCCAGGAGAACACGCCACCAACCUUAACUGAGGAAAAGGCGGAGCGGAAAUAA